AUGAAUGUUACGAAACCGAACAUUGACCUUUUAGCCCAGAAAAAUGGAACAUAUGCUCCUCCUUCAAGUUUUUAUAGCAAAGUAGAACAGCUCUUAAGGCUCGCACUGUUGAAGCUUUUGUCAAAUUCCACUGACUCGACUUCGCUUCAUCGUCAGCUUUCUAAGUCGAGGACCACUCCUGAAGCGCAGUCUGAGCAACCGAAGCUUAACGCUCGGUCAAAUUUUUCAGAUACUGAGGAGUUUGGUGAUACUCCAGAAGGUACAACUAUUGAAGGGAUUCCUAGUAACUAUAGUUACGAACUCUCCUCGGCUGCAAAUGCCCCACUGACGCGCAAGAGCUCCACAUCUGGGCAUUUGGAGAGUUUUCUUCGAAACUUAACAUCUCCGACGAGUUCUUCAAGGAGCACUAUCGAUGUUACAACUCCAAUCAUCACAACAGCGGGAAAGUUAGACAUGAAUUUCGGAGAAGUAUUGGAAAGCAGACCUCUGAGUUCGGUCGGCCCGAUAAACUCCACGGGUAGCCCUUCCACUGAAUCCGCCACAACCUCAAUCUACCAGCCGAAUACGACAAUUGUGAUUAUCAAAAAGCAUCUAAGAAUGAGUACCCCCAGUUCGACUAGUUCAAGGACACCUCUGAGGAACUCACCAAUUCCUCCUACAGGCACUGCUACAACAACACCAGCAAAAAAAUCAACUGCAGAUAUCGAAAACGAUACAACCACUUUCAUGGAUAGUUAUCAGUCAGAAACCUUCACAUCUUCGGUUAUUCUGCAGACAACCGAAAAUGGAUCAUCUUUUAAUGGAAGCAUUUUAAGUAAUACCACUCCACUGGAAGUGAAUACGGGGAGUCCUCCACCAAGUGGUACAAUCGUCUCAGGAACUACAAGUUCUGAAGAGCAGUUAGGUGACACAUCAAGUAGUUCAACUGCUCCAAUCGGCUCUUCGGGUACCCUUCAAAUGGAAGAUUUUGUGACAACGACUGUUUUGCCAAGUAGCGCAACCGCAGUUGUCGAUAGCAAACUUUCCGGAGGGUCUUCCCAAAGCUCUGCAUCUCCCGAAAUUCUGACAGAGAGCUCUGAGAUUGAUGGCGAAUUGGUCACACCUUCCGAAAGAAAUGUUGCAGACAACAAUAAAGUCUUGCAACGGCAAGUUGCCUUCACUGAUUUGCCUGGAGGCUCACAAGUUGAAUCCCUUUUGCAUGUGACCGAUCUGCGUGCCACUACAAGUUCCACAACUUCCGAGGAACAUUUUGAAAGUACAAGUCCUGCAUCUUCCACCACUAUCUCUACGAGCAUCUUUUUGGAAAGUCACCUAGUUGAAGGUGCAGUCACUACAGAUGUUACAUCAACUGGCAAUGCAGAUGUCGAUAACGAACUGCAGUUCAAUAAAACCUCAGAAAGUCCAACUGACAACAUGGAUUCUUUUCCCAAAUUAGAAUCCUUAGUAGAUACUACUGCCUUUCCAAGACCUUCGAGUGCAGUAGGUGUCAAGAAACCGUCCGGCAAAACUGGCGAGGAUUUGGUCGUUCUAAUAAGUUCCACAGAUAGUUCUCCAUUUACAACAAUCACUAAGUGUGAUGCAGAUAGCGAAAAGCUUUCUGACGCAUUGAACGCAAACGCCGCAAGGGGUUGCACGGUAACAAAGGCUUCCAGCUCGACAUCGAUGCCAACUAGUAGAACUAAUACAGAAAUGAGAAAAGUCGAGACCGUUUCGCCAACUGCGAUUGAGGAACAUAAUAGAAAGCUGGGGAAGACUGAGCUACACCAAGUGGUUAAUUUAAAAACAUUGUUAGAAAAGAAUGAUGUCGUUGAAAAUAUCGCCGCUACCACCGCUGGACUUUCGAGAAAGGCUUUGACGACUGAGCGAAAUCAAACUUCAUCAUCUCCGGAAUUUUUAUCAGGGCGUGAAUUGAUAGGAGGCUCAUUACGAAAAGCAGGGAAGGAAUCGGGUACUUCACCUGACUUUGUCCCAAGUAUAACAUCAAAAAGGUCUUCAAGACCUCCGGCGUCGUCGACCCGAAAAAAAGUGUCAACUAAAAGUGAAUUCUUCAAACUUCCAAAGGUAGCAGCUCAUUCGAAAGCUAGUCAUGCGAGUAAGAACGAAAUCGGAGAGUUAACGACAAAACCUUCGGAAACAGUCGCAAUGACAUCCAUGGUAUCCCCGUCAAAAAGUAAAAUGGACAAAACUUCGCAAAAGUUGAAGCGAGCGGGACUUUCUUCCAGAGUUCCUUCUCAUCCACCUUUCGGCCUCCGUAACACUGUAUCAGAGGUAAAGGUGAGUACUAUGUUGGAGGUACGCACGGGUAAUUCAGUCGCAAAUCCGUCGUUGGUUGGCAUUCGCCCUAUUGAUGCCUCAAAUGGAACGAAUGAAAAGGCCAUCAAACAUAAAAAAGCAGGUUUCAAUGGUAAGAUAGCGAAAGGGAAACCAGUCAAAAAUAGGAAGAUCGUUCAAAAACACAAGGACCAGUUCAAUCCGAGGCUCAUACUACGGAGAAAUUCGUUGAUGAUUCCAAUGAAAGUGUUCAACCGCGUUUCCAAAACAUUCAAUCACAAGGCUCUCGAAGGCCCUCAGAAAAGUAGCAGGACUGAUCGGAGUGACCUAACCACUUUGUUUUCAAACGAGUCAAAGAAAGCCAAACAAGGAAAGCAGUUCAGUGGGAAAACUGUAGCUGUACACAACCAGAGGAAUAAUUUCACUCUAAAGAGUUUUCCCGAAAAGAAUUCCGCUACCGACUUUCACAAGGAAAUAGCCAAAUUAUUGUUCAGCAUGACGAAUGACAAUAACCAU
Haemonchus placei is the source of this 2787-nucleotide messenger RNA. NCBI's taxonomy places the organism in Eukaryota, Metazoa, Nematoda, Chromadorea, Rhabditida, Trichostrongylidae. The record is from the annotation of a GenBank genome assembly.